This is a messenger RNA of Ornithodoros turicata, 936 nucleotides long. RefSeq lists its product as uncharacterized. NCBI's taxonomy places the organism in Eukaryota, Metazoa, Arthropoda, Arachnida, Ixodida, Argasidae. The coding region runs from base 1 to 936 and encodes 311 amino acids. The record is from RefSeq and is a predicted model, not a curated record. The transcript has a single exon.
AUGAACCCUGCUGGCGACCAGCAACACCCUCCGCCUGGCGCAACCGCCCCCGCUGCUGCUGCGAUGCCUCCCAUGCCCCACGUCGCUGUUCGAUUGCCGCCAUUUUGGCAUCGAGGACCCCACGUCUGGUUCCAGCAGGUCGAAGCCCAGUUCCUGCUCGCUGGAAUUACUUCCCAACUCACCAAGUACCGGCACAUCGUCUCUUCCCUACCACCAGAGAUAGCCAUGGACGUUGCCGACUUAAUAGCAAGCCCUCCACCUCAGACACCCUACGACCAGUUGCGCACUGCUGUUCUCCAGCGGACUAUGAUGUCAGAGCGGAAGCGCCUGCAGCAGCUCUUGAAUGCCGAAGAACUCGGUGACCGACGACCUUCGCAGCUACUUCGCGCCAUGCAGGCUCUCCUGGCGGAUCGCUCAGCCUCUUUCGACGAAGCACUGCUUCGCGAGCUAUUUUUGCAACGGCUACCCCCAACCGUACAGAUGGUUCUCACUACAGCCGCCAGCUUGCCACUUUGUGACUUGGCCGGCCUUGCCGACAAGGUCAUGGAGGUCGCUUCCCCUGCAGCAAGCAUAAGCGCCGUCGGCCAUAACCACCCUACUUCUUUUUCAGGCCUUCUGCAGCAGGGCACGGUGCCGCCGCUUUCACCUGCCGCUUUUGCGAGUACGAGCGACAUGGCUGCCGUGAGAGCGGAUAUCCAACGCCUCUCCGAGACUGUCGCUGCCCUGCGCUACCCCGAUAGCCGUCGCCGGUCUCCCAGAAGAUCCAGCCGCUCCCGUCGUUUCCGCCACUCUCCGCGAAGACAAGACGGCCGAAGCCAGUCUCCGUUCGACGACUCCAACCCACCACCUUGUUGGUACCAUGAGCGCUUCGGCGACGCCCCUCAGCGAUGUACGCGCCCUUGCGGCUGGCCAGGAAACUCACCCGGGAACCGUUGA